AUGAUUCCCUAUCUUUUUUUCGUAAUAGCAGUUAUAGGAUUACCUAUUAUCAUAACACGAAUAUUAUGUAACUUUAUCCGCAAGAAACUUUUUGCUCUUCCAAACGAUUUCAAACAACAGGCUGGUCAUAUACAAACAUUCAGCAACGUACCGAGUGGAUUGAAACAAGGUUCAAUCAGACGCUCUCUGAUUUUAUCUUCACUGAAUCCUAAUAAAUUCAACAACUUCCGCAACCAAAAAUUAUCAUCUAUUAUUACACAAUCUGAUAAAGAAGAACUCUCAAAAGGAAAGAAAAGAAGAUAUAUAUAUGGGUUCUUCCAUCCAUAUUGUAAUGCCGGCGGGGGUGGGGAGAAGGUUUUGUGGAAAGCUGUAGAAGCAACUUUAACUGAUGACUCAACAAAUAUUGUAUUAAUUUAUACUGGAGACAUUGACACCGACGGAGCCACCAUUCUUAGAAACGUCCAAGAGAAAUUUGAUUAUACAUUGGACUCCAAUCGUAUCGUAUUUAUAUAUUUAAAAUAUCGAACCUUAGUGGAUGACAAAACCUGGCCAAGAUUUACAUUAUUAGGUCAGGGUUUUGGUUCUAUUAUCCUCUCUAUUGAGGCGCUCUUUACUUGCCCGCCAGACGUAUGGUGUGAUACCAUGGGGUAUCCUUUUGGAUAUCCAUUUGUUUCUUUUUUACUUGGAAUUCCUAUAGUGACAUACACGCAUUAUCCAAUAAUUUCCACUGACAUGCUGAAGAAAUUAAGAAAACAACCUCGAACUAUGAAAAACUUACUGAAAUAUUAUUACUGGAGAAUCUUCAUGUUGUCUUACCAGGCCAUUGGUAAAUAUGUUACUGUGAUCGUUACUAAUUCGACAUGGACGAACAAUCACAUAAAGCAAAUUUGGUCUGAUUUCCCUACAACGAUAAUUUAUCCUCCAUGUUCGACAGAGAAAUUAGUUAGUUAUAUUGAAACAUCUAGAAAAAACCAAUGCGUAGUUUUGGCACAGUUUAGACCAGAAAAGAGGCAUAAAUUAAUUAUCAGAUCCUAUCAUAGUUUUAUGAAUAAACAUCCUGAUUGCAAACCAUUAAACCUGGUUUUCCUCGGGUCAACAAGAUCAGUAAUCGAUAAAGCAUAUGUCAAAGAAUUGACUAAUCUUUGUUUCGAAGAACUCAAGAUCCCGAAACACUUAAUCGAGUUCAAGACCGAUUGCCCAUACGAAGAAAUUAAAGCCAUUCUUAACGAAUCAACUUUUGGUAUCAAUGCAAUGUGGAACGAACACUUCGGCAUAGCAGUUGUUGAGUACCUGGCGUCCGGUUUGAUCCCUUUAGUUCAUGCUUCUGCGGGCCCGUUAUUAGAUAUUGUCGUCCCUUGGGAUAUAGUUGGAAAAAAAAGGUGA
Molecule: messenger RNA, 1383 nt
Organism: Naumovozyma dairenensis CBS 421
Lineage: Eukaryota; Fungi; Ascomycota; Saccharomycetes; Saccharomycetales; Saccharomycetaceae
Gene: ALG11
Product: alpha-1,2-mannosyltransferase ALG11
Exons: 1
Coding region: 1-1383 (460 amino acids)
Biological process (GO): protein N-linked glycosylation
Cellular component (GO): endoplasmic reticulum membrane
Molecular function (GO): GDP-Man:Man(3)GlcNAc(2)-PP-Dol alpha-1,2-mannosyltransferase activity
Source: RefSeq, a predicted model, not a curated record